Molecule: messenger RNA, 285 nt
Organism: Phytophthora nicotianae INRA-310
Lineage: Eukaryota; Oomycota; Peronosporomycetes; Peronosporales; Peronosporaceae
Exons: 1
Coding region: 1-285 (94 amino acids)
Source: RefSeq, a predicted model, not a curated record
AUGUCUGCGGCGAUCCAACCCGUGGAGGACGUGGAGGACGACCAGGAGAAGCCGGUGUCAAUGCUUGAUCCUCGACAGCUUGGUCAGGCUGCGAACACAGAGAUAAUGGGCAGGAUGCGCAUGAACCUAGCGCAGAUGGCAAGCGCAGCGUUAGGGGUUGGAUCUGUGUCGGCGUUGCUGGUUGUGUUGUUGGAGGGAAAGGCUCGUCUAAUGUCAACAACGACGCUUCAUUCUCUUCUUGUGUGUGGUGAGGGUUUGUUGAACGCGUUCGCGGACGAGAUGUAG